ACAGUGGGCGGGGUUUGCAGAAAUGGACGCGUCUGAGGUAGAGUUUCUAGCGGAGAAGGAACUGGUUACAGUUAUCCCCAACUUCAGCCUGGACAAGGUCUACCUGAUAGGGGGUGACUUGGGUCCAUUUAAUCCUGGUCUGCCUGUAGCUGUGCCCCUGUGGCUCGCCAUUAACCUCAAGCAAAGGCAAAAGUGUCGUGUUGUCCCCCCAGAGUGGAUGGAUGUGGAAAAAUUAGAGACAAUUCGGGAUGAAGAGCGCAGACAGGAAACAUUUACCCCAAUGCCCAGUCCGUACUACAUGGAGGUGACCAAGUUGCUGUUAAAUCACGCCUCUGACAAUAUACCCAAAGCAGAUGAGAUUCGUACACUUGUCAAAGACACAUGGGACACUCGGAUAGCCAAGCUCCGGCUGUCUGCUGACAGCUUUGUGCGGGAGCAAGAGGCUCACGCUAAGCUGGAUAACCUGACGCUAAUGGAAAUUAACACCAUCGGAACUUUUUUUACCGAGUCCUUAAACCACAUGUACAAACUGCGCACCAGCCUGCAGGCCCCGGAGGAUGGCCAGUCCCAAGAUUACUAACCCUCCUACAGUGUCCGGCAAUUGCAUAAUUAAAAGGGGGGGGACUAAUUAGUUGUCUGCUGAGACCACCGCAUGAUAUCGGGCAGUUUGAUGCCAAGGCCUCGUUUCCUGGCAUGCCUAAAUAUCAUCUCUGUGGAUGGCUCUUGCAUUGUAUCUGCACUUUACAUCUGUCGCUGAAAUAGUGGCGAAACCAGCUGAUCAUCCAUUUUCGUAUCUUGUUGCUUGAAGUGAUCAUUUUUUACAGUGUCAAGUGAAUGUUCUGAUUAUGUUGGUUCAAUAAAGUGUCAUCUAAAUGCCUAAGCUGGUGCAUACACUGUCGGCAAUCUGUAUUGGGUGAACGUGUCAAA
Spea bombifrons (plains spadefoot toad) is the source of this 927-nucleotide messenger RNA. It is a transcript of the gene GINS2, whose product is annotated as GINS complex subunit 2. Lineage: Eukaryota; Metazoa; Chordata; Amphibia; Anura; Pelobatidae. Gene Ontology annotation, biological process: double-strand break repair via break-induced replication; DNA replication. Gene Ontology annotation, cellular component: nucleus; GINS complex. The record is from RefSeq and is a predicted model, not a curated record. The transcript is spliced from 5 exons. The coding region runs from base 23 to 580 and encodes 185 amino acids.